AUGGCUUCUGGUUCUGGAUUUUUAGAUCAGGGGAUGGAAGAAGCUGAAUUCGCCGAGAAAGAUCCCACUGGCCGCUACAUCAGGUAUGAUGAUGUCCUGGGGAGAGGAGCUUUCAAGACUGUAUAUAAGGCCUUUGACGAAGUAGAUGGCAUUGAAGUUGCUUGGAACCUAGUCAGUAUUGAAGAUGUAAUGCAGAUGCCUGGUCAACUUGAAAGGUUAUAUUCUGAAGUUCAUCUACUCAAAGCUCUAAAACAUGAUAACAUUAUCAAACUCUUUAACUCUUGGGUUGACGAAAACAACAAGACCAUUAACAUGAUCACUGAGCUCUUCACCUCUGGUAGUCUUAGGCUGUAUCGUAAGAAGCAUAGGAAGGUCGAUCCCAAGGCCAUCAAGAACUGGGCAAGGCAGAUUCUCAAAGGCUUGAACUAUUUGCAUUCUCAGAACCCUCCUGUAAUUCACAGAGAUCUUAAGUGUGACAAUAUAUUUGUCAAUGGAAAUACCGGAGAGGUCAAAAUUGGAGAUCUCGGGCUCGCAACUGUACUGCAGCAACCCACUGCUCGAAGUGUGAUAGGUACUCCUGAAUUCAUGGCACCUGAAUUGUAUGAAGAGGAAUACAACGAGCUUGUGGACAUCUACUCUUUUGGCAUGUGUAUGUUGGAGAUGGUAACGUGUGAAUAUCCAUACAACGAGUGCAGGAACCAGGCUCAAAUUUAUAAAAAGGUCACCUCGGGUAUAAAGCCUCAAUCUCUCAGCAGAGUUGAUGAUCCUCAAGUUAGGCAAUUCAUAGAGAAAUGUCUUCUUCCUGCCGAUUCGAGACCAACUGCGUUUGAGCUCUCGAUGGACCCGUUCCUUGCAAGAGAUGCAGGCAAGGACUCUGCUCUUGUUGGUUCAUCAAGCACAGCAUCUAAACCUGUGAGACCUCCACAGCUAGAACAUCUUCCCAUGGAUGUGGAUCAUAAUGAGAAUAAAAGUGUCUCCAUUUGCUCCUCUCGGAAAAGCAACGAAGAAUACCAAUGGUACCAAACCAUUGAACUUCAGAGGUUUGCAGAGAAUAAAGAGUUCAGGUUGAGAGGAGAGAGGAGUGAUGAUAUCACUGCAUCAAUGCUUCUGCGUAUCGCUGACUCAUCUGGUAAAGGUAGAAUCGUACACUUUUCAUUCUUUCUAAACUCAGACACAGCAACAGCAAUCGCUGAGGAAAUGGUUGAGGAACUACAUCUAACAAGCCAAGAGGUGAUUGUGAUAGCUGAUAUGAUCGAUGACUUGAUAAUGCAACUUAUCUCUGACCGGACCUCAUCGCAUCCAAAUCAAAACUCUCCACGUCUAGCAUCCCUUGAGGAUCAUGAAGCACCAAAUCAGCAAACUGUGAACUCGAAAGACGAAGAAGCUGCAGGAGAAUCAAUGAGAUCAGACAUAUCAGCAGACUAUUACUUACCCUUCUCGUCACACGGAAGUGCUGCCAUGGAAGCUCGUCAGGAGGCAGAGUCAAUGAGCUCGUUUCUGGAUUCUUGCUCAAUGAUGUCAACCAUUUACUCUCUUUCCAUUUCAGAAAACGAUUACCCAGAAGACCUCAAGACUGAACUGAACCUGAUCGAGUCACAGUUUAACCAGUCCUUCCAAGAUCUGUUGAAGCUGAAAGAGGAUGCUAUACAGAACGCAAAGCGGAAAUGGAUUACGAAAAAGCAAAAAGCUGCGGUCAUCUCUUGA
This is a messenger RNA of Arabis nemorensis, 1704 nucleotides long. NCBI's taxonomy places the organism in Eukaryota, Viridiplantae, Streptophyta, Magnoliopsida, Brassicales, Brassicaceae. The record is from the annotation of a GenBank genome assembly.